AUGAAGGAUGAACAUAAUAUUAAAUUCACUGCUCAAGAUUUAUAUGACAAGAAAGCAGACAAAACAGAGCUUCAAACAUUAAAGACAGAAAUGCUUCAAACAUUAUAUCCUAUAGGCUCUAUUUAUACGUCAAUGAACUCAACAAAUCCAGAAACAGUUCUGGGUUUUGGAACUUGGACUCAAAUAGUCGACAGGUUUUUGUAUUGUGCAAACUCUUCAAAGGAAACAGGGGGAAGUAAAACGAUUUCAGGUGAAAAUUUACCUGCACAUAGUCACUACAUAGAUUUAAGUACAUCUCAAGCAGGUUGGCAUAAGCAUAAUUUUUGGGAUUGGUCAGCAAUGAAAAAAGGUAAAGGAUAUGAUGUUAAAGACGACGUUCAGUUUGCUAUAAAUUGUUUCUGGGGUAACACUCAGGGAGAUGGAAACCAUACACAUCGCGUUUCGGGAUAUACACAAACAACGGGACAAAGUAAAGACUACAUGCCACCUUACAUGACAGUUUACGCAUGGUAUAGAAAUGCUUAG
Molecule: messenger RNA, 525 nt
Organism: Trichomonas vaginalis G3
Lineage: Eukaryota; Parabasalia; Trichomonadida; Trichomonadidae
Product: phage tail repeat-like family
Exons: 1
Coding region: 1-525 (174 amino acids)
Source: RefSeq, a predicted model, not a curated record